Messenger RNA from Rotaria sp. Silwood2, 1566 nucleotides. The record is from the annotation of a GenBank genome assembly. Lineage: Eukaryota; Metazoa; Rotifera; Eurotatoria; Philodinida; Philodinidae.
AUGUUUCAAACAACAAAUGUAACUUCUUCUGCGGUACCAAAUGCUGCUGUUGUUCGUCCUAGUUUUCAAAUAAUGAAUACAUCAAAUAAUCAUCAUACGCUUGUACCAUCUUCUUCUACAACAAAUCCUCCAUGGCUUUUAACAACGCCAACACCAUCAGUUGUUUCAAUAUUAAAUGGAAAUUCUUCAACAUUUUAUAUAGCAACACAAUCAUCAACAACAACAAGUAAUAUUAUUCGUCAAUCUGCACAAACAGUACGUCAUAUAACACCAUCAUUUACAAUAAUUAAUAAUAGUAAUACAGCAAUAAGUGGACAAAUGCCAAUAAUAUCAUCUUCAAAUAAUAAUUUGCCAUUGAAUACUUGUGUUGAGACAUCUAUUCUUGGACGAUUAACACCAUCAACAAUUCAACGACAACCAAUACCUUGUGAAAAUUUAGAAGAACAGACUUCAUUAGGUAAUGAUAUCGAUAUAGAAUGUAAUCAACAAGAUUCUGAAAUAGAAUUAUUUGUAAAUAAUAUUGUAUGUUCAUUUGCACUUGGUUGUAAAUUGAAUCUACGUAAAAUUGCUAUGGAAGCUGCAAAUGUUAUAUAUAAACGUGAUCAUGCGAUGGUAUUGAUGAAGAUUCGAAAACCAUAUUGUUCAGCCAACGUCUGGUCAUCGGGCAAAGUGAUAGUAACAGGAACAACGAGUGAGGAUGAUGCGCAACGUGCAGCGCGACGUAUUGCUCGAUGUUUACAACGGCUUGGAUUCAAAACCAAGUUUCGAAAUUACCGUAUUGUCAAUUGUCUUGCGACAUGUUCAAUGCCAUGGCCAAUUGAUAUUAUUAAAUUGAGUCGAAUGUAUCCAGAAUAUGUCAGUUAUGAACCCGAAAUUCAUCCGGGUGCUACAGUCAGAUUAAACAAUAAAGUUGUUCUCAAAGUUUUUACGACUGGUAGUGUUACAUUGACAGGAAAACAAUUUGGAACAUGUUUAUAUCGACGAUUAAAUAUGACACCAUUAUCGACUAGUAUAUCUCCAUCAAUUGGAUACCAACCUACUAGUUGUCGUAUACCUUUACCUCAACAGUUACCAUCCUCACAGAGAGUUCCGAUGCCUGCUAUACUUCCAGCUUCGAUAACAACAACAAAUACAAUAUCUAUACUAGAUAAAUGUUCUUUGCAUGAUGAUCUUCUUUAUUAUGAUUGUCCAUCGAUAACAAAUGAAAAAAUUCAAUGUGCUUGGACAUCAACAAAUUAUCGUUAUAAACGUCAAAGACGUGUACGUAAUCAUCCGAGUCGGUUAACAAAUACUGUUGCAUAUCGUUCACGUCGUAUGCGUUUACAUCAUAAAAAGAAAUGGUUAAAAAAAUUUAAAUAUGAUUUACUUAAAAAAUUACGCGAAAAAAUAAAACGUCGUGGCAAAUUAUUUGACAUGGAAAAUUCAAUUAUACUUGGUAAAGCUGAACAAUUUAAUGCUGAACAUUAUGUUAAACGUGAAUUAGAAAAAGCAAGAUUUUAUGGUUAUCGUGUAUCACCUGUUUAUGAUCAGAUACGAGAUCAGAUAAACCAUCUUAAAAUAGAAUAG